This is a messenger RNA of Aphanomyces astaci, 1766 nucleotides long. RefSeq lists its product as hypothetical. Gene Ontology annotation, cellular component: cytoplasm. The annotation marks the transcript as partial. Lineage: Eukaryota; Oomycota; Saprolegniomycetes; Saprolegniales; Verrucalvaceae. Gene Ontology annotation, biological process: secondary metabolite biosynthetic process; amino acid activation for nonribosomal peptide biosynthetic process. The transcript is spliced from 2 exons. Gene Ontology annotation, molecular function: phosphopantetheine binding. The record is from RefSeq and is a predicted model, not a curated record.
AUCGAGACAUUCCUGUCCAUGAUGUCGACAGAAUUCUGGGUCCUUUGGUCAGCACGGUGCCUUGCCGCGUUCAGUUCGACGACACUUUGUCGGUGACGGCCAUGCUGGAAGGUAUUCGGCUAGAGCGUGGUGCAGUGUCCAGCCAUUCCCAUGCCAGUCUGAUUGAUAUCAAGCGAUGGAACGGCAUCGAGGGCGACUUGUUCGAUUCGUUGCUGGUGUACCAGAAUGUCCCCACGGCUAGCUCGAAGGUUCGUCCAGUGGGCCAGCCAAGCAAGACGUUUUCUACCGACCACACGCUUGAGAUCAUCGUGACCCCCGCGGCGGCCGGACUGAGCUGUUGCGCCUUGUACAAACCAAGUGCCAUUCCAAGGGACCAAGUCCAGUGGAUGUUGGAAGAGUUUGACUUCACGUUGAGUCAGAUUUGUUGCAACAAGAGCGGGGACAUGGCUGUGUCUGAGUUGUGGACCAUGAGUCCAGCUCAGACGACAUUGGUUCGAGCUGCCUCGUCAGGGCCAGAGGUGGCGUUGCCGUUCGGACUGCUUCACCACGCCUUUGAAGCUCUAGCCAAGGCGCGUCCUCAUGCUCGAGCUGUGGAGAUUCAGGACCGGUGGCUGUCGUACGGGGAACUCGACGCACUCGCGAACUCGGUGGCCAGUGACCUGGCCCACUUGGGCGUGUGCGUUGGCUCUCGAGUGGCUGUGAUCAUGGACCGUUGUUUGGAGUUUCCCAUUGGAUUGCUUGCGGCGCUCAAAGUGGGUGCUGCCAUGAUGCCAUUGGAUGUGGCCUUUCCCUCUGCUCGCUUGGCAUUCAUGGUGGCAGAUGCUGGUGUGUGCGCUGUGGUCACGACCAGACGAUUCAGUCAAACGAUUGUCGAUUUGAAGUUGGCCGUUGACGUUGUGACUAUUGAUGCUGCAACGCCCAAGUCAGAGUUCGUGCCAUCGGCCUGCCACAUGGCCACCAAGUUGGACGAAGCGUACAUUGUCUACACGUCUGGAUCGACUGGCAAACCCAAAGGCGUUCCCGUUCUGCACCACAGUGCUGUGAACUCGAUGGAGCGCUUUGGUGGAAUCCUUGAAAUCAAGGAGGACUCUAGGGUGUUUCAACUCAUGGCCAUUGGUUUCGAUGGAUUCCAAGCCGACAUGUGGGAGAGUUUAUCGUAUGGUGCGACCUUGGUCAUGAGAAGUGAAGAUGAUGUGUCGGCGCUGUCAACGGCUAGCAACCUGACGUGCACCCCCACUGCGUUGUCCUUGCUGGGCGAACCAAACCAGUAUCCCCAGCUGAAGGUCGUGGCGGUGGCUGGAGAGGCUUGUCCAGUGGCACUCAAGGACUUGUGGGCACCAAGGGUCAAGUUGUUCAAUCUGUACGGUCCGUCUGAGUGUGCGAUCAUGUCCCACGGUACUCGACUGAGCCUGACGGAAUCCAUUGCAAUCGGGUCGGUGCUUCCCAACGUCCAUUGCUACGUGUUGGACGACAACCACCGACAGGUCCCAUUUGGCAUUCUGGGUGAAUUCUACUUGAGCGGCAUUUGCGUGUCGCCAGGCUACAUCAACUUGCCGGAAAUGACGGAAGAGCGAUUCUUGGUGGACCCCUUUGGCCAUGGCCGAAUGUACAAGACAGGGGAUCUGGGUCGUCUGCUGCCCAAUGGCCAAUUCGAAAUCGCUGGCAGACAAGACAGUCAGGUCAAGUUGAAGGGCUACCGCAUCGAGUUGGACGAAGUGGCCAAUGCCAUGAUGCAGCACCCAUCGAUCAAGUCGGCCGCUGCCAUU